Messenger RNA from Hibiscus syriacus, 904 nucleotides. RefSeq names its product E3 ubiquitin-protein ligase RMA1H1-like. Gene Ontology annotation, biological process: ubiquitin-dependent protein catabolic process. Gene Ontology annotation, molecular function: ubiquitin protein ligase activity; ubiquitin-like protein conjugating enzyme binding; metal ion binding. Gene Ontology annotation, cellular component: endoplasmic reticulum. Lineage: Eukaryota; Viridiplantae; Streptophyta; Magnoliopsida; Malvales; Malvaceae. Bases 13 to 768 code for a protein of 251 amino acids. The transcript has a single exon. The record is from RefSeq and is a predicted model, not a curated record.
AUUUUGCAGCAGAUGGCCACUGAACGGUACUUUGAAGAUGCUAAUAACCCUUUAAGCGAAGGAGAAAAAGAUCCCUCGGAGAAAUGGGAGAAUUUGACGAAUUCAGUCAUGGAUUCGGACGUCAAUCCCUACUCCGGUUUCGACUGCAACAUCUGUCUGGACUCGGUGCAGGAUCCGGUGGUUACUCUAUGUGGUCACCUGUAUUGUUGGCCCUGCAUUUACAAAUGGCUUCAUUUGCAGACCAUCUCCACUGAAAACCAAGACCAGAGGCAGCAGCAGUGUCCUGUUUGCAAAGCUGAAGUUUCACAUACCACACUGAUUCCGCUUUACGGAAGGGGCCUAACAACUAACGCAUCAACAGGCAACACUCCGAGGAGACCUCUCGGUCCGACUUGUGGCGUCGACACGAUAAGGUUACCUAAUACGACCGAUGGUCUACAGUUUCCGCAGUCAUUACAUCACCAUGGUUAUUCAUCUCAACCACAAAUCUACUACACUCAACAGGGAGGUUACCCCGAUUCAUCGAUGCAACCCGGUGGCACGACGAUAAGCGUACCGGAUCCGGUGACUCGAAUGUUGGGUGAGAUGGUAUACACAAGGGUAUUCGGGAACUCCAUGACGGAUUUAUACACAUAUCCGAAUUCAUACAACCUGGCGGGGAGCACCAGUCGUAGGAUCAGAAGGCAAUUGAUGCAAGCCGAUAAGUCGCUAAGCAGAAUCAGUUUUUUCCUCUGCUGCUGCAUAUUCUUCUGUCUUCUUAUGUUCUAAUUUUUAGUACUUCUCUGCUUGAAAAAUUAUACAUGUACAGGAGACCAAAAGUAUACAAAAUACAGCCGGUUGUUGUAAUAAUACAGUAUGAGAUGUUGUCAUCUCCUUUGCCGCUUAUAGCAUUUAUGCAAGUGUA